GAAUUGGAAUAGGAAUGAAUCACGAUCAUACAUUUCAAUGCUUGCAACAUAAUCCUGACUAAUUAGGAUGGUUUCGGUAUUUGUUUAAAUAAAUCAUUUCCACGAUGCUUCAGACAAUGGCAAAUCAAAUCUCGCCCGAAUCCCUCCAGUCCACGUACGCGGCCUAAAAUCAACCAUUAAAACAACAAAUCUGUCGCUGCGAGAAAGUACCACGGUCUGUUUCGCUGCUCUGCAAGUUUUGAAAACGUCUGGAAGAAUGUCCAAAUGUUGCAGACGAUCGGCGCGAUUUCACACCACAGCGGUCCUCAAAAUGCUCCAGUCGAUCGGAAAGAAGAGCGAGUUAAUAUGGCUGUCCACAAUUUAUCUGUCAGUGUAGUAAGCUCGCCUUGUGCUGCCGACACGACGCGCAUAACAACCCAUUUAGUUCCCAUCAUUUCAGAGCUUCUUGUCCCCUCCCCUCCAGACACAGACAACAACAUACACCUUAAUAGGGGCGCGUCUCCGACACAGCCGCCGACCAAUAACCCGUCUGUCUGGGCAGAGACCAAGGGGAUGAGCGCUCGCCGAGGCCCAAUCAGCGCUUUUGUGUUGCCUGCCGGUGCCGGGGACUGGUCGUGAAGAGCUACAGCAGCGCUUCAGGAUCGGAGAGUGAACCCGGAGCCAGAGGAACCUGAAGGGUAAAGGCGAGUCAGGAUGGAGCGGAUGUCUGAGGAGGCGUUGAGGCUGAACCUGCUGAAGCGGGGUCUGGAGGCGCCGGAUGAGCGGGAGGAGGCCAAGCGCCUUAAGAUGGACGGUCACGAGGCCAUGGAGAGGCUGAAGAUGCUCGCCCUCCUCAAACGUAAGGAUCUGGCCGCUUUGGAGGGGGCGGCUGUUGCGGCAGCCAUGGCAGAGGGCAAAGGGCCCUGUGGAAGCCAGGGGCUGAUGGGAGCUGUGGCCUACGAGGAGAAGAUGAAUGGAAGUUUGAGAGUCGGGGGCCACGGAGGUCCCAGUAAGAACGGGAAGGAAAACAUAGUGGAUGAGCCAGUUGACAUGAGUGCCAGAAGGAGCGAAAUGGUCAGAGAGCGACGCACUCCGUCACCAGACGUCAUCAUUUUAUCAGACAACGAGGCGUCCAGCCCACGAAGCACACCUCAUCCUGAGGAGAAACAGCACCAGGCCAACCUAGAGAUGUUUAAGGGGAAAACCGGCGAGGAGCGGCAGCAGAUGAUCAAAGCUCUCCGAGAGGAGCUCCGGCUGGAGGAGGCCAAGCUGGUGCUCCUGAAGAAACUCAGACAGAGCCAAAUGCAGAAGGAGAACGUGGUGCAAAAGGUGCCGGUGGUCCAGAAUGCCCCAUCGUCAGUGCAGCCGUCACCCAUGCACAGCUCUCAGGGGCUAGGGAAGCUCCCCGUGCGGCCCGGCAUGCACUCGUCUGAGCCUCAGAACCUGCGCACUGCACAGGGCCACACAGUAAUCAGGUCUGCUGCCAACGCAUCUUUGCCCCCCAUGAUGAUGUCACAGCGGGUUAUCGCACCCAAUCCUGCCCAGCUUCAGGGUCAGAGAUUGCCCUCCAAGCCUGGCAUGGGCCGCUCCUCCACAGGUGGUCUGGGUAAUGCAGUGAGUUAUCAGCAGGCUGCCAGCCAGCAGGUGGGGGUCUCGCAGCGCUCCGGCUCGUCCUCUGCCAUCUACAUGAAUCUGGCACACAUGCAGGCGGCAGGAGCAGCUGGCGUCGGGGUGGGCGUCAGCGGGGUUGGUGCCGUUAGCCCCUCCACCCUUUCCAGCGCCUCCAGCGUGGCUUCUCUGAACGACCAGGCCAGUAGCCAAGCGGCUGCUAAACUUGCCCUGCGCAAACAGCUGGAGAAGACCCUGCUGGAGAUCCCUCCACCCAAACCUCCAGCGCCCCUGCUGCACUUCCUGCCAUCCGCCGCUAACUCCGAGUUCAUCUACAUGGUGGGCCUGGAGGAGGUGGUGCAGAGCGUCAUUGAUAGUCAGGGUAAAAUGCGGGGGUCACUGCCACACGUGGAGCCGUUCUUCUGUGCCCAGUGCAGGACUGACUUCACCCCUCACUGGAAGCAGGAGAAAAGUGGCCGCAUCCUCUGUGAGCAGUGCAUGACGUCCAAUCAGAAGAAGGCCUUGAAGGCCGAGCACACCAACAGGCUGAAAAACGCUUUCGUUAAGGCUCUGCAGCAAGAACAGGAGAUCGAGCAGCGGUUGCAGCAGCAGGCGGCUCUGUCCCCCAGCUCCGGCCAGACUGUGCCCAGCGUGAGCAAAGGAGAAACCAUGAUCCGACACCAUGCCCUCCGACAGACUCCACAGCCACAGGCAGCUCUACAGCGGGGUCUGUCCAGCUCCGCACGGGGGGUUCUCUCUAACUUCGCCCAGGCCUCCCAGCUCUCAGUGGCCAGUGGGCUGCUGGGAAUGACGAGCAAGCGCUGUGGCAGCAGCAGUUCCAGCGGCGGCGGCACCAGCAGCAGUCGACCCCAGCACGACAGCCGCAGGCAGAUCUACAACAUCCCUGGUCUGAAUAUUGCCUAUCUAAAUCCGGGAGCCAUCGGGGGCCACAAGGCGUCCAGCCUAGCGGACCGUCAGCGGGAGUAUCUGCUCGACAUGAUUCCCCCACGCUCCAUAUCCCAGUCCAUCACCGGGCAGAAAUGAGGCCUGACGGGACUGCAGAUCCCCCCCCCCCGCCCCACUCCUCCGGACGUCCCACCACUCCUCUGUUCUACAUCAGAACAUCCCCGUCCCCCAAAACACAUCCACGCGCACACCAUCACCCCAUCGCAUGCAGUGCCUGUCCGUGUGCCUACCCAACUAACCCAUAAGAACAGCUCAAUCAGUCAGACUAUAAACACCAGACUGUCCGUGCAUCUCAAACUUCGGUUUCCUACUAUAGCAAAGCUCUUUAUUGUUAUCUCGACUUAUUAUUGCUGUUGUUAUUGCUACUUCGAUUAUUAUCACAGUUAUUAUUAUUAUUAGUAUUAUUGUUGUUUCUGUUACAGUUACUCUUAUUACACUUAUUAGUAGGUUUUAGUGGCAUCUUUUUACGUUCUUAUGUUUUCUUUUCUGAGGGAGGAUGCCAGAUUGCAGGGUCACUCGAAAAUAUCGAAGCUCGUUUCUUUUGGUUCAUUUCGAAGCUUCCUCCCUCCCGUCGCCCCCUGUAAAAUUCGACUCUCACGUUGUGUUUGUUCAGUUUCAGAGUGGGAAUGGUUGAAGCAUUCCUGAGAGAGAUGAAUCUUUGUAGCGUCGCACAUCGGGAAAGUCCUCCGAGAACCUUGUGGUUCAGAACGAGCGAGACAGACUCAUGUACAUUGAUCAGAUUGAUCCUUACGCAGAGAUUGUCGACACGCUUAAAACGGAGCCUGCGCAAGCACGGAAGAGUGCUGUCGAAUGUACAGAGAGAAACUGUAGAGUUGGAGGUCCUUGAACUGGAUCUCUCACGCGUCUCUCAAUGCCUUCACUUUCACAGGAUGCAGUGGUUUUUGUGGCGACGUUGUGUUUUCACUGCACGGCGGAUGGAGAAUGAAGCCGGAGAGCUCCAUCUUCAUGAACUUUGAGAUUUUGGUUUUCUGCUUGUGUGUUUUUUGCGUCCCCUCUUCUCCUUUUGUCUAUAUGAGUUUGUUUUGUUUUUUUCGUCAGGCGGCGUCUUCAUCUGAAAUGGCUAUGUAUCUUAAAGGUACCCGCCAUGGGAGACGAUAAUCUUUGAAAUGGCAAAUGAGUGGAAUUAUUGGAGGAAAAAAAAACGGUUUAUGCGUAGAUUGUUGUUGUUGACGUGAGUUUUAACAGAAGGCAUUGACAAGGAUCAAUCAUCGUGUUAAAGCAAUGCACAUGAGAUGCCUCGUUGUGGAGGAGCACUUUUCUUCUUAAUAAUUAACGGAAAAAAAAACAAGGUUAAACAAAGAGGACAAGAAUGUUUCAGCUAGGUAUGGAUGCCAUCCGAUGUCUCGGAGAGAGUUGGGAGAAAGACAUUUUUGCGCGAUGUGUGAUGCAUUUCGACCACCACGUUGAAUUAUUGUUUUUUCAAUUUAUGGUACAUUUGUUUAUGUUUCACUAGCAUUUCUUGGGGCUUUGAAUGGAGACGAUAUAAGCAGUGUUUAGUCAUUAUGCAGUAUUAGGGAUUUUAGUUUUUGCAGGAUGGAUUUGCAUUCUGGUUGGAUAAUAAUCUUGGUCAUAAUAAGGGAUAAUACAUGACAAGCGAUUUACUAAACACUUAUGUUUAUGCUUCGCAUUUAGGCAACGUUGUUAAAACAAUACUUGUUAACAUAUUUCUGUAAAAGAUUAAAACGGUUGAAAUGUGCAUGCCAGGCCAGUAGGUGGCGAUAUCACUUUCUGAAGAAACACUUAUGUGCAUAUGCACUAUUGUGGUUUUGAUGUUGUGGUAUUGUUUUGGUUGUGAAGUAUCCGCCCAUGUCCACUGAAUGAAUAUAUAGUGCAUGACGUCACUAUAUUCACCAAUCACGUUUUAGUAGUUAAUGUGAAGAUGAUCGCAAUCAAAACGUUUAUUUUUCAUGCACCCACCAAAAUGGCGUUAUCGUGUAGUAAAAAAAAUACAAAUAUUAAAAUAAGUUAUGCAGUUUUGCAGUUCAUAUGCACACCAACAGCAUUUUGGUGACCUAAAAAUAAAACUUUAGUAUGACUUAAAUUUUAGUACGACUUACAACUAUAAAAACGCCGUGUUGUGAAAACAUUGACGUCAUGUCUGUGUAUUUAAUAUGCAUAAACCAGUACAACCGAUACGACAACAAAAAAAUAUAAAAGAUAGUGUUUUAUUUUACAAAAUGACAUCACCACUUACUGGCCUGGCAUGCAUAAUACAUCGUUUUUAGCCUCUUUUUUUUUUUUUUUUUUUUGUGGAUUCAAAAAACUUGUCAGUGCUUUAAUUUGUAUGCAGAACAUUUCUAUUUUUAGUACAUCCCUUUGUUUUUGAAGGAUGGAUUUGCAUACUGGUUGAACAAAAGUCUUGGUCAUUUUGACAUAUAAUACAUGAUAAAUGAUUUACUAAACAAACUUUUUAAUAUAUUUUUUUUGUUUUGCAUGUAGGCAGCAUUGUUAUCAAAACAAUACUUGUUAAUAUGGAUCUGCGAAAGAUUGAAAAUGUUGUAUUAGGCAUGCCAGGCCAGUAGGUGGCUAUCCCUUUGUGAAGAAACACUAUGCGCAUAUGCGCUGUUGUGGUCCAUUGUUUUUAUUGUCAAGUAUUUGCUUAUGUCUACCGACUGAAUAUAUAUAGUGCGUAUGACGUCACUAUAUUCACAAAUCACGUUUAGGUAGUUAAUGUGAAGAGAAUCACAAUUUUAAAAAAAAUAAUAAUUUCAUACACCCACCAAAACAUGUUUUUGUAUAGUAAAAAAAAUACAAAUAAAUAUUAAAUGAAGUCAUGCAUUUUUGCAGUUCAUGUACACACCAAUAGCCUUUUGGUGGGCUAAAAAUGCAAUUUUAGUAUGACUUAGUGCUGUUAAAAACAUAGUUUUGUGAAAAUAUUGGCAUCAUACACUUCUAUUACAUAUUCGUGAGCAAGUAGAACCCGUACAACAACAAAAAAUUACUGUUUUAUUUGUCGCCACCUUGCCUGGGUAUUUUUAAUCUUUUAUUUAUUUAUUUUUCCUUUUUUUUUUUUUGUGGAUUGAAUAAAUUUGUCAGUGCUUUAAUUUGUAUGCAGAACAUUUCCAUUUUUAGUACAUCCCUUUGUUUUUGCAGGAUGAAUUUGCAUACUAGUUGGUUAAUAGUCUUGGUCAUAUUGAUGGAUAAUACAUGACACAAUUUACUAAACCAACUUUUUCUCAUUUUUUUUAUGUCUUGCAAUUAGGCAAAAUCGUUGUCAAAACAAUUUUUUUUUACCCAAAAAUAUUGUAAUAUGCAUGCCAGGCCAGAAGGUGGCGAUAUCACUUUGUAAUAAGUUAUGCGCAUAUGCACUUUUGUGAUUCACUGUUUUGAUUGUGAAGUGUCCGCUCAUGUCUACUGACUGAAUAUAUAGUGCGCAUGACAUCGCUAUAUUCACCAAUCACGUUUUAGUACUUAUUGUGAUGAUGAUCGCAAUCAAAACAUUACUUUUUCAUGCACCCACCAAAAUGGCGUUAUUGUAUAGUAAAAACAUACAAAAAAAUAUUAAAUUAUUAAGUUAUGCAUUUUCACAGUUCAUGUACACACCAAUAGCCUUUUGUUGGCCUAAAAAUGCUAUUUUAGUACGACUUAAAAUCUAGUACUACUUACGACUACAAAAACGCAGUUUUGUGAAAAAAAUAUACGUCAUUUAUUUUUUUUACAUAUUAAUGAGCAAGUACAACCCAAACGACGACAACAAAAAAAAAAACUUUUAUUUUACAAAAUGACAUCGCCACCUACUGGCCUGGCAUCCAUAAUGCAGUGUUUUUAGCCUAUUUUUUGUGGAUUGAAUAAAUUUGUCAGUGCUUUAAUUUGUAUGCGGAACAUUUCUAUUUUUAGUACAUCCUUGUCAUGCAAGCAGUCCCUUCAGUUAUGGAUGCAGUGCUCCGUGUUUCAGUAUCUCGGUUCAUAAAUGACUUUUCAAAGGAUUUAACGUUUGCUUGUUGACCAGUUCGAGCACUUAACGUUUCGUUUCUCUCCCCAGCCUAAGCAUUUACUGUUGGUUGUUUUGGAAAUCAGACUCUGAGGUCUGUCAUGCAGGUCAUGUUUAAUAGCUGCGAGGAAACGCGAAGCUAAAAUUGGAAAUAAAUCUGUGCACAUGCAUAUUUCUGUCAUGUGUGGAGUCGCUGAUUCUUGCAGUUUUGUUUUUUUUAAGUGUGUCCUGUGUAAUGCCACUGAUUUGUGGUGGAACGAUGCAACUUUUUUGAACAAAUCAAUUUUGAAGCUACCUUGGAUUAAAUUUUCAGGUGCAAUAUUAGAUGAUAGGAUGUUUACAUUUAUAAUUUUUCCUUCUUUUUUUUUUGGUUCCUCCUAGUAAGGAUGAUAAAUCAGUCUCUUUAUAUUCACUCUUUGCUACUAAAGGGCUGACUUUAUCUCCAGUUCAUCUGUAUUUUAAGCUUGGGUUCUUUUGAAAUGAGCAUAGGGUGUUUCUAGCUACUCAUUUCUCUCUCCUGCUCUCUCUCGUAGACUGUGUUAGAUGCAUCCAUAUACCUGUGUUCAUAUAUUUACGAGAAAGUUGAAUUUUCGAAGUUUAACUUCCGUUUGACUCCUCGAUUUAAGUUCCAUUUUUUCCGUUCGGUUGCUUAAUUUCAGCUGUUUCUUAAAAAAAAUCAUAAAAGAAAGAAAAAAGGAGAAAAAAAAUCAAAUUUAAUCAAACGAAAAAAAAAUGUAUGAACAGAUGAUGACACGAUAUUUGCUAGGUCAGAAGUAAUAAUGACUUAUUGUACAUACGCUUUUUUGUUUUUCUCCCUUGAAUUAAAAAUAAUGAAAUGAAAUUAAAAUGGUUGUAUAUUGUGUAGAAAAGCAAACAAAAAGCCAUGAAUAUUGUGAAGCUUGUCAUUUCGUUUUGUGAUCACUGUGUAUUAUUGUGUAACAAAUGUGCAAAAUGUAUGGGAUUAUACUUCUUCUCUUGUUUUUGAAUGAGCUCUUUAGAUGCAUUUUCUCCCCGGCUGUACGUUUUUUGUAGUAUGUAGUAUUUGCAGAAGAAGAAGAAGAAGAAAAAAAAAGUUCAUUGUUCUGGUGGAGCGUUUGAUCCAUUCUGUAGUCUUUGGACUGAGACGUGAUGGGACAGUCUCGUAUGUUACUACUUUUAUUUUUUUUCGUUACUUUACGGUUGACUUUUUAUUUCAAACAUUGACGUUUGGUAGAUGUUUGGUGAUGUUUCUUUUCUCUGAUGUCCCAAACAAAGUGUUGGUCUUACAGAACAUGGACUGGAUGAAACAUUUGACAGUAUUACCCCUUCACCUGACCAAAAUCCAAAGCGAUCAUCAUCGUAAAUGUAAAAUCAAAGCACGCCGAUGCUCAGAAACAUUACUUUAAACUAAAUUACUGGGUGCAGAAAAUUCUACAGGGGAGAUUGUGUACAUUUGUUUUCUAUUGCUUAUAACUUUCUUCGAUAUAUCCCUAAUUUUUUUUUUUCUUUCUUGGGAAAAAAGAAUCACAAUGCUCUUAUUUUUUUCAUGGAAGAUUGUAUACGUUGUAUACGAUGAAGAAGAAGAAAAAAAACUUUGUUUGUUUUUGACUGUUCCAAUGCUUAUUGCCUUCAGCCUUUAAAUCAUAAGACAAAAAUGGACAAUUUGCACUCAUGCAAGUUUCGAUUCUAAGGUUUGUGACAUUAUUAGAUAUACUUUUUCAAGUUUCAUGUCAUGGAAUCACUGUCCAUAAUUCUCUGACUGGACAAUCAGCUUUUCUGGAGUUCUAGCGCUGGGGUUUUACUUCUCUCUUCCAUUUUUGCUUUUCUUUUUAAUUAAGUUCUUUCUCUCCCUGUUUUUAUUUGUUGCAAGUCUCUCUUAUUUUUCUUGUUGUUGAUGUUGCUGAAGUGGGAGAGAGGUUUUUUUUUUUUGGGGUCACCAUUUCGUUUUGAUUUUUCUAAACUCCAUCUGAACUGUCAGAUAUUUUUAAAUAGACUUAGCUGCAAUUUACCCAGUUUGAAUUUUAAAGCAAAUGGCAAUAUCCGUUUGUAAAAAGAAAAUUAUGAUUAAUGUGUACAGUAAAAAAAAAACAGAAAAGAAAAAAAAGAGAUUGGCGUAAAAGAUUAUGGAUUUUAGUCAAGGAAAAGAAGUGCUUUUUGUCGAGUUUUUAUUUUCAUUUAGAACAUUAAUCCAGACCUUUUGCACAUCCUUGAUAUUUAACUGUCUAAAAUGGAGAUGAAAAAAAAAUUGCUGUUUGAUUACUGCCGGUUGAUUAACAACAAUUAUGCAUUGACUGAAAAAAAAAUAAGCUAAUUUUGGAGGAAAUAACUUUGUAAUAUUUAUCACUUGCAAGCUAUGUUUAAUAAAGGAUGGAACAGUUUA
Danio rerio (zebrafish) is the source of this 8864-nucleotide messenger RNA. The record is from RefSeq and is a predicted model, not a curated record. Lineage: Eukaryota; Metazoa; Chordata; Actinopteri; Cypriniformes; Danionidae.